Ostertagia ostertagi is the source of this 267-nucleotide messenger RNA. The record is from the annotation of a GenBank genome assembly. NCBI's taxonomy places the organism in Eukaryota, Metazoa, Nematoda, Chromadorea, Rhabditida, Trichostrongylidae.
AAUGUUGUAAGCAAGCGAUCGUCAGGAAUUGAAGAGAUUGGUUCCGUGAACUGGAGUGUUUUUGUUGCGCUACUUGUGCUAGACUUGGUUGUGUUUGCGGUACUGAUUAAAGGUUACCAAUAUAUGGGGAAAAUUGCAUAUGUGAGUUAUGGAAUCAUUCUAAAGACGUGGAUAGCUGCUCUUGUGCAAACAUGCUACGCAAUGGAAGUCGGCUAUGGUGGAAUUUUGACAAUGGCGUCAUACAACCGCAGGAGCAACAACUGCUAU